This is a messenger RNA of Mercurialis annua (annual mercury), 469 nucleotides long. RefSeq lists its product as uncharacterized. The transcript is spliced from 2 exons. NCBI's taxonomy places the organism in Eukaryota, Viridiplantae, Streptophyta, Magnoliopsida, Malpighiales, Euphorbiaceae. The coding region runs from base 60 to 452 and encodes 130 amino acids. The record is from RefSeq and is a predicted model, not a curated record.
CAGCAAGUGAACUAUUUUGCUUCUCUGUAUUUUAACUUAGCUCACACUUAUUCCUCCAGAUGACUAGUGCUGUAGCGAAUCCUUACGAAGCUAUGCUGAGUACUAUUUUGCAACAGCUUAAAUUACCGUCUCAAGUAUACGAACUUGAUGAGUCGAAAAAGGAUUGGUUUUACUGCCAUGUUUAUUUUAGCUACGAACAUCGUAUUUCAAAGAAGUUGAUCAAUGAAACUUGCACUGCACGUUCCGAGACUGAUAUUGAUGCAAAGGAGAAAGUUUCUCAACUAGCUGUAGAGAUUCUGAAAAAAAAAUGUGGUUUUAAAGUUGAAGAUUCUAGCUCUGUCGACAUUCGGAGGAUUAAUGAAUGUGCAAAUCGAUUCACUGCCCGUUACCGCGGUUUGAAGACCAUUACUAAACUUCUUUCGAAAGAAAUGAAAAUUUUACGCGGCAUUUGAAUAAUUGCUGGAGUCGA